Molecule: messenger RNA, 663 nt
Organism: Phytomonas sp. Hart1
Lineage: Eukaryota; Euglenozoa; Kinetoplastea; Trypanosomatida; Trypanosomatidae
Source: the annotation of a GenBank genome assembly
AUGAUCAAGGUCUUCGCCGUCUUCCGCGACACCCACCCGGAGGAGCUCUACGACAUGAUGAACGACGCGGUCUUCCGCGAGGAGUGGGACGGCUUCCGCCUCGAGGCCUUUCGCAUCGCCCGGCUCGACGAGCGGAACGACAUCGGCUACUACGCGGCAAAAUCGCCGGUGCCUUUCGUCGCCAAUCGCGACUUUGUCAACCAGCGAAGUUGGCAUGCCGCCGGGCGGGGGGAGUAUGUGAUUUUUAAUACCUCGGUGCCGCACCCGGGGAUAGGGGGGCGGGCGGCCAAGCACGAGCGCUGCGUCCGCGCCUUCAGCAAGCUGACAGGGUACCUCCUGCAGCCCUGGUGCAAUCCCACCACGGGCGUGGAGGAAGGGACAGCGUUCACCUACAUCACCCACGUCGACCCGCGGGGGUCGAUCCCGAAGUCGCUGGUGAACUUCGUCACGACGAAGUUCGCGCCGAAGACGAUCAAACGAGUGGGAAAGGCAGUGCUGCAGUUCCGCCAAUGGCUGCCCGCGCAGCUCGCGUCGGGGGAAUACACGCGGGACUGGGGACUGACCCCGGAGUGGUGGCUCUCCGAUGAAGAAGAGGCGGAGAAGCCGCUUCGGAACGAAACGAUCGACUUUGCUAAGGAAAAAAUGAAAGGGCUCACGAGCUGA